Falco peregrinus (peregrine falcon) is the source of this 1067-nucleotide messenger RNA. RefSeq names its product cystatin-B-like. The record is from RefSeq and is a predicted model, not a curated record. Gene Ontology annotation, cellular component: cytosol. NCBI's taxonomy places the organism in Eukaryota, Metazoa, Chordata, Aves, Falconiformes, Falconidae. Gene Ontology annotation, molecular function: cysteine-type endopeptidase inhibitor activity. The transcript has 3 exons. The coding region runs from base 64 to 360 and encodes 98 amino acids.
CCCGCCCCGCCCCGCCCCGCCCCGCCCCGGGAAGGCCGGGAGCGGCGGGGAGCAGCGGCCGCCAUGCUGUGCGGGGGCGCCUCCGCGGCCCGGCCCGCCACUCAGGAGACGCAGCAGAUGGCGGAUGAGGUGAAACCUCAGCUAGAAGAAAAAGAAGGGAAAACCUUUGAUGUCUUCACUGCAGUGGAGUUUAAAACUCAGGUGGUUGCCGGAACAAACUACUUCAUCAAGGUCCAUGUUGGCAACGAUGAGUUCAUGCACCUGCGGGUGUUCAGAAGCCUGCCUCAUGAGAAUAAGCCGCUGAGUCUCCACAGUUACCAGAGCAGCAAGACCAGGCACGAUGAUCUGGCUUAUUUUUAGCAAGCUUAUCUUGUGCGUUUUCCUAACGGUUUCUUAUGUGCAUUUUCUAUAGGCAGCAAAAUAUUGAGUCCUGUGCCAAGAAAGGAGAAAAGCAAGUGUCUUUUUUUCCAGCAUUAAGUUUAAAAAAAAAAAUCAAUUUCUUCUGUGGCUUUCCCUUCCUGUGCAGCAUCUAAAUUUGAGUUGCGCAGCUCUCCUUUCACCUGCACUAAUGCAAACCCAAGCAGCUCUGCUGACUUCGGUGCAACUUAACUGGAAUGCUUGGCUGAGUCCUGUUUGUGGGCUUCCUUGGUCUGGAAACUGAAAGGGUAGUGACACUGGCACUUCUGCAUUUCCAGCAAGGAGCAAGAGGAAAACCUGAAUCUUUGCUGUGCUGUUUUGCAACUGUGACUAGAUCUGUAGAUUUAAAUUGUACUGUGCAUUUUAUUGGCAAAGACCUAAAGAGAGACUUGAGCUGAAGCAGUUCUGAAAGCAAGAGAAAGAGGAUUAUAAUCUUUUGAAACAAACAUUCCCUUGGUAGUCGUGUCUGUCCUCUUGCAGCAGUAGGAUAUCAUGUCCAGUAGAGGCUGUAUGAAUUUAAAAAAAAACCAAAACCAAACACCACCACCAGCUUGCUUACUUUCUCAGUCCUAAGGAAAAGUCAUGGAAAGGAACUUAAGCUGGACAUGCAUUUCUGCAUUUAUAACAAAUAAAUAUUUCUCUUGACUUGA